GAGAAAGAGAACAAACCGAAUUCUAUGAAGAGAGUAGUGCUAAGAAUCUCUGCGUCAAUGGCGAUUUCCAAGCUCCACUCACUCUUUCUUCUCUCAGUCCUUCUCUCCCUUCAUCGUCCUGUUCUUUCCGACAACGAUGAGGAAGACAUUCUUCUAAGAAGCAUCAACGACUACAGAACAUCGCUAAACCUAACAGCACUGACACAAAACGACAACGCAGAAUGUCUCGCUGACGAAAUCGCAGACAAGUUCAAGAACCGACCCUGCACAAACUCGACUGGCUCAGCUUCAGUGCCCGGAUCCGAACCUGGAAUCCCAGACUACCUUAAACUCCUCGACAAAUGCAGCCUCGACAUAGCCGCGAUCAGAGACGGUGUGAUAAUGCCAGCUUGUGUUCCUAACCUUGACCAGAGCCUUGUCUUGUCCAAUUUCACAAAGUCGUCACAGUACUCCAGGAGCCUGAAUGAUUCCAAGUUCACCGGAAUUGGUAUUGGUUCUGAUGAUAAUUGGAUUGUGGUCAUCCUCGCUACUAAUACAACGGAGGGUAGCUUUUCUCCGGCCAGUAAGGACAAUAACUCUGGAGGAGGUUUCACAUUUGGAGCUAAUGGCAUCGUUUCUUCAUGUUUGUUGGUUCUUCUCUUUUCUUUCUUGAUCAUGUUUUGA
Thlaspi arvense is the source of this 663-nucleotide messenger RNA. NCBI's taxonomy places the organism in Eukaryota, Viridiplantae, Streptophyta, Magnoliopsida, Brassicales, Brassicaceae. The record is from the annotation of a GenBank genome assembly.